CGCAAACGCGGGGGCAAGGAAUGAUGCAUAUGUAUGCCACCUCGGGAGCAUUAACUAUUGCCAAGGUAGUCGCCAUAUAAACAUCCUUACCUGCUACGGCCUACCUACUUGAUACUUAGGUACCAGAGCUCAUCGUAUAUAUCUUCUCAGACCCAUCCUCCUCUUUCUCUUGACUCGGUGUGUUCAGUUUCAGUAUGCCUUCAAGCUCAACAACACGCCCCUUUUCUACAACAUCUCAUGUCUAUCCGAGCCACCUCCCAACUCUAUACAAAUCAGGCAGGAUGGAGAAGAAAUUUGCAACUGCAACUGCCGCCGUGGUAGGCAUAGGCUAUGGCAUGGCCAAAUACAAGCAAUAUCAAGAACAGCAACAAUAUCACAAUACCGAGGCCGACGCAGCCACCCGGCGACAUAACGAGGCCAUGAUGAACGCCUAUGCUGAUCGAUCGAGCUUGGCCGAGCUCGAGGCCGCUGUCGAAGCAUAUGAGAAGCACCGGAAGAGCUAGAUGACCUAUUUUCAUCUCAUACUUAUGGCCAUGUGUCUUCAUCUCUACUAUGAGCGUGGAUCGCUUAUCCUGGGGGCACAGCGCAAUAAUGAUUUACGAUUUACACGACAGACGAAAAGUUUAAAGCACUCGCUUCUAGCA
This is a messenger RNA of Xylaria bambusicola, 644 nucleotides long. RefSeq lists its product as uncharacterized. The record is from RefSeq and is a predicted model, not a curated record. Bases 195 to 503 code for a protein of 102 amino acids. The transcript is spliced from 4 exons. NCBI's taxonomy places the organism in Eukaryota, Fungi, Ascomycota, Sordariomycetes, Xylariales, Xylariaceae.